Plectropomus leopardus (leopard coralgrouper) is the source of this 866-nucleotide messenger RNA. RefSeq names its product MORN repeat containing 3 (gene morn3). Lineage: Eukaryota; Metazoa; Chordata; Actinopteri; Perciformes; Serranidae. The record is from RefSeq and is a predicted model, not a curated record.
ACUGUAGCUACAUGAGUUUAAAAGCAGAUUGAUCGAGUCAUCUACGUGGACACAUCGCCAUGCCAUAUGUUAAAGCAUUGAAAAAAAGCCAGCCAUCAUCAACAUUGUUGGACAUUAAGUCACAGAAAUGUGGACUGAGGUGUAAAGUUGUCUCGGCUAAUGGAGAUGAAUAUACAGGAGAGUGGCUGGACAAUAAGAAGCAUGGGAAGGGAACUCAGGUUUGGAAGAAGUCUGGUGUCAUUUAUAAUGGAGAGUGGAAAUUUGGAAAACGUGAUGGCUAUGGUACCUACAGUGUGCUGCUCCCAGACACAAAGCAGUAUGCAAGGAAGUACUGUGGUGAAUGGAAAAAUGGAAAGAAGCAUGGUUAUGGCACUUACCUCUACAACCCUGAAGUGUAUGAGGGGGAGUGGAGUGAGGACCAUCGGAGUGGCUGGGGAAGAAUGUAUUAUGAGAGUGGUGACAUCUAUGAGGGAGAGUGGAUGGAGGGAAAGAAUCACGGACAGGGCAUCAUACGAUUUGCAAAUGGAAAUUGGUAUGAAGGGACCUGGCGAGAUGGCAAGAAGAACGGUAAUGGGAAGUUCUACUAUUCUGACAAAGGCAAGCUUUAUGAAGGCUUUUGGGUGGAUGGAGUAGCAAAAUGUGGGACCCUGUCUGAUUUUGGGAGGGAUGAAGCACCCACACCGACAAAGUAUCCAAUUCCACAGCUCCAUCUGGUGGAUAUGCAGUCUGUUUUAAAGGAAGCCCAGUCAGCCCACCUCGAGAGGAUCAACAGCAAGUUUCCACUCCAUGACACACUCACAGACAAAGAAUAAUGAAAGAAAACGCAUGGCAUGAUGACCUUUAGCCUGUUCCUUUUUGUCAAAAAU